This is a messenger RNA of Drosophila albomicans, 2991 nucleotides long. RefSeq names its product protein HBS1 (gene HBS1). The transcript is spliced from 2 exons. Gene Ontology annotation, biological process: translation. Bases 126 to 2147 code for a protein of 673 amino acids. NCBI's taxonomy places the organism in Eukaryota, Metazoa, Arthropoda, Insecta, Diptera, Drosophilidae. The record is from RefSeq and is a predicted model, not a curated record. Gene Ontology annotation, molecular function: GTPase activity; GTP binding.
UCUAGCUUACAGGCAAGUGCUGCGUUCGUUUGUGAAAUUCAACAACAACACAUUGUGCAUUUCGUUUUUUUACGAAUUGUGAAAUAUAUUUAAAAACCGGUAAAAUAUAAAGAAAACGCAUCGAAAUGUCGCGUCACAGAAUAGUACGCGGCAUGGACUACAACGAUGAGUACGAUGGCUAUGACGAUGUCUACGGCCAUUCAGUUGACGACGAUUGCGUUUCGCCGACAGAUCAACAAUGGCUCUAUGAUCGAGCUCGUGGCCAACAAAGUAUGUCGGCUUUCAUCAGCAAAAACAAAAACAUCGAGGAGGAGGCAGAGGCCGAGGAUGACGAUGAUGAGGCGUAUCAGAAGGCACGACGCGAUUCCGAAAGUUUCCAAAUGCCCGAACUCGAUGAAAUGGAGCAGGCGAAGCUCAGCUCCUGUGUGGACGAGGUGCGCAGCGUGGUCGGCGACGCGGUGUCCGAGCGUCGCAUUGUAGAAACCUCGAUGCGUUUUGACUACAACAUACAACAAAUACUCGAUGAGAUUCUCAACGACGAGACGAAUAAAAAGGAGAAGGAGAAAGAGCUGGAGAAACGACCACAAAAACUCAAAAUAACGGCACCAAAAACUGCACUGAUUACAACCACGCCCAAGCCGACGCCCACCAAGAUUACGCUGGCCGCCCAAAAGGACGCGCGUCGUGGCUUUGACAUUGCAUCGCCCAAAGCGCCUGCCUCGCCUGUUGUCUCCGGUCGGAAUACGCCUGUAGAUGGCGGCGAUGAGGCAACUCGCAGCUCAGCCAUUAACGCCAGCUUUAAGAUCUCCAAGGAUCAGGCACAGCGCAAUGCCCAACAAUUGUAUUCGCUGGAGCGAUCCACGCAAAAGAGUCACAUUCAUAUGAUUGUCAUUGGCCAUGUGGAUGCGGGGAAGAGCACGUUGAUGGGGCAUCUGCUAUACGAUACUGGUAACGUAUCGCAGCGUGUGAUGCAUAAGCACGAGCAAGAAUCGAAGAAGCUGGGCAAGCAGAGUUUCAUGUACGCCUGGGUCCUGGACGAGACAGGUGAGGAGCGGGCACGUGGCAUCACCAUGGACGUGGGACAGUCGCGUAUUGAGACAGCGACUAAAAUUGUCACGCUGCUGGAUGCUCCGGGGCACAAGGAUUUUAUACCCAACAUGAUAUCGGGAGCAACACAAGCGGAUGUCGCGCUGCUUGUUGUGGAUGCCACACGUGGCGAAUUCGAGUCGGGAUUUGAGUUGGGCGGACAGACGCGAGAGCAUGCAAUAUUGGUGCGUUCGCUGGGCGUUAAUCAACUGGGCGUGGUCAUUAACAAACUUGACACUGUCGGCUGGUCGGAAGAACGCUUUCAGGAGAUUGUACACAAGCUAAAAGCGUUCCUCAAGCAGGCCGGCUUCAAGGAGUCGGACGUUAGCUUCACUCCAUGUUCGGGCUUGACGGGCGAGAAUCUCACCAAACGCGCCCAGGAGCCGGCAUUAAAGUCGUGGUACAGCGGUUCCCACCUUCUGGAUGUUAUUGAACACUUCAAGGUGCCAGAGCGUGCCAUUGAUCGACCCUUGCGCAUGUCUGUGUCGGACAUUUAUAAGGGCACCGGAUCGGGUUUCUGCAUCUCUGGACGCAUUGAGACAGGCGUGCUGUGCUUGAAUGACAAGGUGCUGGUAGGAGCGAGUCGGGAGCAGGCGCAAGUGAAAGCGCUCACCAUGGAUGAAUUGACGCAAACAAGCGUUUUUGCCGGCGAUCAGAUCUCUGUAACACUCGCUGGGGUGGACAUCAAUAACAUUACGGUCGGUUGCAUCAUUUGUGAUCCACAGUUGCCAAUACCGGUGACAACGCGCUUCCAGUGUCGUAUCAUCGUUUUCAAUGUGAAGGUGCCGAUCACGAUGGGUUAUCCGGUGCUGUUGCAUCAUCAAUCGCUCAUCGAACCGGCUGUGGUGUGUAAAUUGACGGCAUCCAUACACAAGAGCACCGGCGAGGUGGUCAAGAAAAAGCCACGUUGCCUGGGCAACAAUUCGUGCGCUCUCGUCGAGGUAGAGACGUCUCGACCGAUUUGCAUUGAACGCUAUUCGGACUUUAAGGAACUUGGACGUGUAAUGUUACGGGUGGCUGGUGUCACGAUUGCUGCUGGCAUGGUCACGAAGAUUCGUUAAGCUUGCUUCUUUUCUUUUUUACUUGUACGAAAUUUUAGUUAGCCUUAGUUUUGUUUUUGUUGUUAAUAAAAACAGUUGAGAUUCCGUCACGAGCCACAAUUCAAAAAAACGUUUCUUUUAUCUAGGGUAUUUAUCGAAUGUCACUGCACUCGGUAUGGCAACACUGGAAAUAAAUCACUCGAGCUGUGUGACAGCUUAUGGUGCAAGGUGUCACAUGAUUAGUACAAAUUUUUCUAUGAUAUUAAGGAUUUUUUGAUAUUGAUAAAUAUCAUAUUUAAAGGGGAUCCUAUCGUAAAUGUUCACAUAUCUGAACAUAAAGAUGUAACCAUGUAGUGGUAAAGGAUUGGCAUUUUUCGUACAUAGUCUGGACGCAUAUUAGUAUAUUUUAAUAUUUAAGUGAGGUCACACUGCAUUGUAGAGCGUGAGAGCGAGCUAGCAAGAGAAGCGCCUAAGCCGAAAAAAAGUUAUCUGCUUCCCCCUUAGAAUUAAAUAUUGUUAUCAAUAAAAUAUUGCACAUUUCGCGAGUUGUGGCAUUUUAUCUUGCACACGCAUACAAACAUCCAUACAAACGAACCCGCAAAUCGUGUGAAAAUCUGCACAGACAACAACAGUUUUUUGUGCGCAUCAAACAAGUGCGUACUCUGAGUACUCAGCAGACUCUGCAAUCAUUGUUGCACGGCAACACAGCAACAACAACAACAGAUAUCAAUUGUAUGUAAAACGGAAGUUGUUGUCGUAGUCAGCAGAGAGAGCGAGCGAGUGAGAGAGAGUGAGUGUCGCGGAAGAGGCGGCAGGGCAGUACAUUUUUAUUUAUCGCCACACACCGAAAGAACGAAAGCAACAA